Molecule: messenger RNA, 957 nt
Organism: Neltuma alba
Lineage: Eukaryota; Viridiplantae; Streptophyta; Magnoliopsida; Fabales; Fabaceae
Exons: 1
Coding region: 1-957 (318 amino acids)
Source: RefSeq, a predicted model, not a curated record
AUGGCAAGACCACGAAGGACUGAACCCAUAGUAGAGGAGGCUUCUUCUUCUCCGGAACAACUUCUUAAUCAACCUAAUGAUCAACUACCCGAGCAACCUCAACAGCAGAAUAACGAGGUUCUACUGACGCAAUUACGACAAGUAGUGGCUGAAGUCGUGGAAGAAAGGCUUAAGAAGUUGGAGGAGGAUAUGAUGGGAAAAAGAAAUUCAGAGAUCAGACCAGAGGAAAACCCAGUUGAGAGUAAGAGUGUGGGUGACUUGCAGUCUAGAGAGCGAGGUGCUCCAAGUACUGAGAGCGGGAAAGAAACGGUCCAACAAACCCCGCUAGUGGAUGUUUCAAUGAAAACAGUAUGGAAAGAUGUGAGCCGUCAUAAUCCCCCGAGAUUUAAGGGUGACAUGAAUCCAGUUGAGGCUGAAGGUUGGAUUGAUAAACUGGAGACCAUUUUCAGAGCUGCCCCUUGCAUUACUCAGCAUAAAGUGCAAGUAGCUAUUGUGCUGUUAGAGGGACGAGCUAAGCGCUGGUGGGAAAGUGUGAGCCCAGCUGAUGACUCACAAGUUACUUGGAAUGAAUUCAAGAGGAUGUUCUUCGAUCACUAUUUCCCACCUGCCCUACGUCAAGACAAGGAAUCAGAGUUCUUUGCCUUGCAACAAAACAAUAUGCAUGAAGAUGACUUCAUUGCUAAGUUUAUAGACUUGUCCAAGUAUGUGACAUUGUUGCGGAGGGAUGAGGACUCAGGGUGGAUGGCUAGGCAAUUACGAGAAAGAGCUAGACCAGACUUGAAGCAACAACUGGCCCUGGUUCCAGUGACUGAUUUUGGAGAUAUGUGUACCAACCUUCGAGUUGCAGCUAGGCGGACUCGUGAGGCUGAGGAAGCUCGUAGAAGGGAUUCUCAAGGGCGGUUUUCCUCAUACCUUGGACCAAGUGGAGGGAUUAGUAAGAGAAAUAAUACGGCAUAG